GGUUGGUGAUGUGACAGUGCCGCUAGCACUCGUUAGCUAAGUUUGUUGACUUUCGUCAUUACUCGCGCCUGCUGACCGUUGGGGGAAAAGCUAGCAAAAAUGGACAACAGUGGGAAAGAAAGAGAAGCCGCGGCUUUAAUGGCGGAAGCGGAGAAGAAGUUAAAGUCUUCCCAGUCGUUUUUCGGCUCGUUUUUUGGCGGGUCCUCUAAGUUGGAAGAGGCCUGUGACAUGUAUGUGAGAGCAGCCAACAUGUACAAGAUGGCGAAGAACUGGUGUGCUGCAGGAAAUGCGUUUUCCAAAGCCGCUCAUCUUCACCUGCAGAUGCAAAGCAAACACGAUGCAGCCACCAACCUGAUAGAUGCUGGAAACGCCUUCAAAAAAGCAGAUCCACAAGAGGCUAUCAACUGCUUAAACCGAGCCAUCGAGAUUUACACAGAUAUGGGUCGUUUCACCAUCGCAGCGAAGCAUCACAUGUCCAUCGCAGAGAUUUACGAGACAGAGUUGGUGGACAUCGACAAGGCCAUUGCUCAUUUUGAACAAGCAGCAGAUUAUUAUAAAGGUGAAGAAUCCACCAGUUCUGCAAACAAGUGCCUUCUUAAAGUUGCGACCUAUGCAGCCCAGCUGGAGCAGUAUCAGAAAGCGAUAGAGAUCUACGAACAGGUUGGAACUCACGCGAUGGACAGCACGCUGCUGAAAUACAGUGCCAAGGAUCACUUCUUCAAGGCGGCGCUGUGUCACUUCUGUGUAGACAUGCUAAACGCAAAGCUUGCCGUGCAGAAGUAUGAAGAAAUGUUUCCAGCGUUUUCAGACUCCAGAGAGUGCAAGCUGUUGAAGAAACUUCUAGAUGCAUACGAAGAACAGAACGUGGACGGCUACACUGACGCGGUGAAGGAAUAUGACACCAUUUCCCGUCUGGACCAGUGGCUCACCACCAUGCUGCUACGCAUCAAGAAGACCAUACAGGACGACGAGAGCGACCUCCGCUGACCUCACCAGCCGCCUCACAUCCUUCGACUCCCGCUGCAUUCAUCGUUUUAUGUAUUCCCUAUUUUCUGUCGUCUACAUUAUGUCUUUGUUGCCUUUUAUUCCACUCAGAACAAGUCUUUAUAUCAUGCGUGUGAACACUAUCUCCCUCGCUGCGCCCGGCAGCCGGUAUUAGUUUUACGUUUGGCGUUUUGGCCACAACAUUCAUGAUUGGGAUGCAAUAAUACCAGCAGAGCUGAGUGAUGAAGAUUAAAACUUUAUUUCCGCUGUGGUGUGAUGAGUGAGAGAUCGCAGAUAACGGUGCGAUUGAAAAGUCCAGAAUAAACUAAACGAACUGAAACGCGAUCUCUGCCUGCAACGUUAACAUGUGGAGUUUUAUUUUUUCUGUUUUGGGGUCAGAUCAGGGCAUUUCUAAUUAAAUAGCGAGGCUGAGUCGUAACCCUCCUCUGCCUUAAGCUGCUCUCAGGAUGUGCACAGCAGGACGCUUCCAAAGGGCUGGGCGAUAAUUUCAUACAAUAAACACUUUUUCUUGUUUUUUAAACAUUUUUUUUUUGCACAAUCUCUUAUUUAUUUUUUUUUUUUCCUUUCCACCAAUUCUCAUUUUGUAGUUUAGAGCGUUGCAGCAAGGACCGCCAUCUUGUUCUACAGCUUCUGUUUAUUUGGACUUUGAAUUUAGGUCAAAAUAUAACAGGUUGAGAAUCAAGCUGUAAUAUUAGUAAACGAAAUAGUGAUUUUUCAGAGCUGGCUAAAAACAAAAAAACGAUCUCCCCAAGUGAUUUUCUUGUGUAAUUUUAAGACGUUUUUCUGGUAAAAUUUCAUUUUCAUUCGGCUAAUAUUAUGACUACAUCAUUGUAAUUAAACAAAAUGUCUCAGUCUGGCCCUAAAACUGAAGUUAAAAAAUAUUUUCAGUCUUUUUAUUUUUCUUACUUUGAAAAAAAGGUUUAAAAAAUUUAAAUCUGACUAUCCUCAUAAUUAAAUAUCUACAUGACAAUAUUCUUGUAAUUAAUUUAAAAUAUUGCAGCUUCCUUCCUGAUAUUUAACUUAAAGGGAUGACGGGAAAUAAAAGUCGCCUUUUGAAAAUAUUUGUAAUAUCUGUUUUUAAGGGGAACAUUUUUUUUUUAAAUUUUAUCUGGUAUUAAAAACAACUAAGUAGACAUAUUCUCAUAAUUAAAAAUUCUUGCAAUUUUCCCCUAAUUUUCUGUUUUACAACUUGAAGAAGGGAUGACUGAAAUAAAAGCAAAAGAUUUUCUGUCAUUUAUCAUUUCUUUACAAAAAAUAGCAAUCAAAAUCAGACUUUAUUUUGAAACCUCAUUGCCCAGCCUUUAUUAGCGGUGACUUUGCAUGUUUGUUCCCAUUUAAAGUCACUUUAUUCCUGAAAAAAUCUAACGACCCUUGACCUUUGUGAUCAUUUGCAUAGCUUGGAAUGAAAGGGGGGUUUAUUGGAUUAGCAGAAUGGUUUGUAUUUUUGUAACCAGGCUGAUUAAAAUGUGUUUGACAGCCUGAUGGAGAUGCAAUACAUUUAAAAAAGAACCAGCUUUAUGGAUCGGGACACUGUGCUCACAUCUCCUGAUGAUCCUGUUUGGUCUUAAGCGUUGUUUGUGAUGUCAUGUUGAAUAAACCUGAGUGGACCUGCA
Molecule: messenger RNA, 2618 nt
Organism: Poeciliopsis prolifica (blackstripe livebearer)
Lineage: Eukaryota; Metazoa; Chordata; Actinopteri; Cyprinodontiformes; Poeciliidae
Gene: napab
Product: N-ethylmaleimide-sensitive factor attachment protein, alpha b
Exons: 11
Coding region: 100-987 (295 amino acids)
Biological process (GO): synaptic transmission, glutamatergic; intracellular protein transport; regulation of synaptic vesicle priming
Cellular component (GO): synaptobrevin 2-SNAP-25-syntaxin-1a complex; terminal bouton; vacuolar membrane
Molecular function (GO): syntaxin binding; soluble NSF attachment protein activity
Source: RefSeq, a predicted model, not a curated record